GGUGCAGAUUGCCCUGGAUCUCUCCAGCCUGGGGUCCCAAGCCGACUCCCCACUCUGCAGAGCUGCCGUCCCAUCCCGUUUCCUGAUGGCUCCUGGGAGGGCCCAUCCCGCUCUGGUCUCCGCCUGGCUAUUGUUUCUCUGCUCGGUCGUCUCAGCUGGGGUUCACCAUUUCACCCACUCCCAGAUCAUUUCGCUGCAGGCGGGUCCCGGAUUGCCCAAGCGCCAGAGCCUGCUGCAGGUGAACGGCCUGGCGCUCUCGGCCUACGACAGCAGCAGCCAGAGGAUGACGCCGCGCAAUGGCUACGUGCAGGGCGACCAGGAGACCCACCAGUUCUGGAGUGUCAGCAGCGCCCGGUGCAUGUUCUGGGACCCCUGGGUGGAGACCGAGUACCAGGCCCUGGUGAGGGUGGUGAACGCCAGCUCCCCAAAGGCUGAGCCCUACUACAGGCAGGUCCUGCAGAGCUGUGAACUGGACGAAGCCAGCGCCGCCGUCCGAGCCGUUACCAGAUACGCCCUGAACGGGGAGGACGAGCUGCAGUACCAGGGGGACCGGAACCGCUGGUUCUCGGUGCACCCGGCGGCCUGGCGCGUGGCCGAGCGCUGGAACCGCGAGAGGGAGACGCUGGCCGAUCACACGCCGCAGCAGUGCAGGACCUUCAUCCGGAUCACGGCGCCAUUCACCGCGCAGACAACAGCCCAGCCCACGGUGCAUGUGUCGCUCAUGCAAGGGACCUGGGGCCGGCCUCGCAGCCUCAUGUGCCAUGUGACGGGGUUCUAGCCCUGUGACAUCGAGGUGACCUGGGAGCGGGGAGUCCGGGGGGCCCUCGGGGAACAGAUGACCAGCGGGAUCCAGCCCAACGGGGACCCCACCUUUCAGAUCCGGGUGUCCAUCGAGCUGGGGCUAGGGGAGCACAUGUGCAUGGUGAGGCACAUCAGCCUGGGGGGCACCCCCCUGAGGAUCAGCUGGGAUCCCCAGGCCACAGGCCAGGCCGGGUCCCUGGGCGUCCUCGCCGGCUGCGUGCUGGCUGCGCUGGGAGCCGCCGCCCUGGGCAGGUAUCUGAGGGGGAGGCCAGGCCGCUCGGAGGGGCCGUACCGCCCAGCGCAGACACAGCCAGGAACCCUCGACUCUGCCCUGGCCAAGCCAGGAGACACCUUGGCCACGGCCAUGGCUCCAUCCUGCCCAGGCAUCACCGCGUGACCGUCGCUGUCCUGGGCUGGCACCACACAGCCCAGCCUGGGUGAAGAGGAGGCCCUGGGGGGAUCGUGGAUUUGGCCAAAACUCCCUGAGGUUACGGGGGGAGGGGGUGUACCCCUGCCGAGCCUCCAUCCUGUACUCUCCACAACACCUCCAGUCACCCCUGUGUCCCAUAGCACCCGCCUCCACAAUUGCCAGGCCCCGGCCCCACCUGGGCGACACCACAGUCACACGCAGGGGGGAACUGGUAGCGCUUUCGAGCCACCAACUGUCAGUACACGUGUAACCUUCACGGAGUUUUUCACUGGAGCCAUUUCGUUGCCUUUGUUUGCCCAGGUGCUGUGCGAGGCCGGCUCUGCACCACUGGCAUCGGCAGGAGCGGGUGGACUCGGAGCAGGGGCACUGGGUCUCAGGACGCCUGGGUUCUCUUUCUGGCUUUGUGGCUGGCUGCCCUGGGGUGGGUGGGCAGAACAUCUUG
Molecule: messenger RNA, 1673 nt
Organism: Chelonia mydas (Green sea turtle)
Lineage: Eukaryota; Metazoa; Chordata; Testudines; Cheloniidae
Product: DLA class II histocompatibility antigen, DR-1 beta chain
Biological process (GO): immune response
Cellular component (GO): external side of plasma membrane
Source: RefSeq, a predicted model, not a curated record